CAUGUGUGUGUGUGUAUGUGUGUGUGUUCCGUAUGACAGAUUCGCAAUAGGCUGCUGUGUAAUAGCCUGGGGGCGGUGUAUGUGUGACACAUGUGUGGUAGUGGCAUUUUGUGUUUUCCCAGUCCCGAUCACAUACCGGCACGCGUUACGGCUCGUUCGACGACCCUCCGAAAUUUCUUCCCCCACCGGCAAUCACCGCCUCGCCCUCGACUUCGUUGCACGCGACCUCGUUUUUCUUCUUUUUUUUUUUUCUUCGUACACCUCAGCAGAUCUAGGCGCGGAUAAAUACGCCGUGAUCGUGCGGCGUACAUCAUGCAGUGAUAUUGCGUCAAACCGCAAAGAUCCCGACGUAUUAAUUGCCUUUUAACGAUGGAGGAUUCUACGGAAGCGCAGAAGUGGCAACAACAUUUAUCACUGCUGCGAGAGCAAUAUGUCAAUCUGUAUAACGCGAACGUAGAACUCCAAAAGGAGUAUGCUAUCGCCACGGCCGACAAGCAGGAAUGCGGAUUUGUCGGCAGGCUACUGGCAACAAUAGCGUCGUUAUAUUGUCAACAUCGUUACAGUGAUAUAAGCAUAAAGCUCAUUGAUCAAGAGAUACCAGCGCAUAAAUUUGUAUUAUCUGCCAGGACUGAUUUCUUCAGCGAUUCAGUUCUCGUUGAAAAAACUGUCUUAGACUGGAGCAAUUUAGAUAGCACUGUUGCGUCUGUAUUGCUGAAAUGGAUUUACACAGGCAAAGUAUCACAAGAAAAUUUAACCCUCAACCUAAUGAAGGCAGCAGCCAACUUUCAAUUGUUAGAAUUGGUGGAUCAAUGCGAGAGAUACCUGAUUGGAACAGUGGGAUUGAAGGAUUGCGUAAUACUGUAUGCAGCUGCUGAGGAACUGGGCACUGUGAAAUUAAAAGAACACUGCAGCUCUUUAAUUUCGGCACACUGGGAGGAUCUAACAGGAGAAGAUUUCAAGGAAAUGCCAGGUUCUCUGUUGUAUAAGUUAUUGCAAACUAAAAGUAAAUAUCCUCUACAUGCGGCAGUCCGUUUGAUGCGCGAAGAUGUUGUGUUCCUGUAUUUAGUGGAAAAUAAUGCCGAGCUUCCAAAAGCAGUCAACGCCGUGGAUCACAAGGGUGAAACGGCUUUAGAAGUUGCCUUGAAGACUCGCCAGCCAUCUCUAGCCCGCACCUUGGUUGAACACGGAGCGGACUUAGGCGCAAAAGAUGCGAGAGGUCUAUCUCUGCUUCAUUCAGCUAUUCUGAAAGGAGAUUCUUAUUCGUCCGAAUUCAUAAUCGAGCAGCUUGAGAACAGCGGCACCGUGCACAAAUUAUGCGAGGCUGUAAAAAUUGUCGAAGGUGUGAGAAACACAGCUGAUCUUAAGCAGCUGCAAGGCUGCACUGCUUUACAUUUGGUAGCAAGGCAUAACACGGAAAAUAUGAUGGUGGUUGGGUCGAGAUUACUCCAAGCUGGGAUCAAUCCGAAUUUACAAGAUCAUAGAGGAUGGACUGCACUUCACAGCUGUAUCUCGGAGAAGAACGAGAUGCUGUUCAAUUUGUUGCUCGAGGCGAAGAACGUAGAUUUAGAUAUGACCACAAACGAGGACGACACGCCGUUGUGCAUCGCGAUGAGAGCAGAUCCAUUCAAUGAUUAUUUCGCGUCGGAGUUGUUGGCUAAGGGCGCCACACCGAAUCCGACGUACGACAGCAACGGCGAUACGCUGCUGCACAUUUUGACCCGGGAGUGUAAGGAAGAGGCGGCGUUAUUUUUGACGGAGUUUUGUAAAAGCAGUCUAACGAAAACCAACAACGAAGGUCUCACGAUAUUACACGAGGCAUGCAAGGUCGGCUUGAAGGAACUCACUCGGGCUCUGUUGAGGAACGGUUUGCCGACUGACGACGUAACCUUCUCCACCGGUGACACGCCGAUUCAUCUCGCCAUCUCGAAUCUGUAUACCGACAUAGUUGUGGAGCUACUGGACGCCCCGGACUCUAGCUCGCAGUUGAUUAUUAAGAACAACGCGAACGAGACGCCGCUGAAUCUGGCGAUAAAGGCGCCGUUCAAAAAGGGCAAGGACAUCGUGCUGGCGCUGAUCAAGGCCGGGGCUGACGUUAACGAAUGCAAUGAAGAGGGCCUGACGUUGUUGCAUCAGGCGAUAUUGAAAGAGGACUCGGCCACAGCCAUAUUUCUUUUGGAGAACGGCGCUGAUAUGAAUGUGAGAACGGCCGACGGAGAGACGCCCUUGCAGUUGUGCGUGCAUUGUCGAUUGGGCGAAGUGGUGGAAGCCCUCUGCAGACGAGGCGUGGACACUUCGAUAGGAUGUCCCUUGUGGGACGCUUUGGAUUCGGACCAAGAGGAUACCGCAUCGAUUUUGGUCAAGUACGGAGCGGACAACGAUUGUUGGGGACCUGGGCCCGACGGUUGCCAGCAAACCCUGUUGCACAAGGCGAUCGACGAUAACAAAGAGUAUAUCGCACAGUUUCUGAUCAGGAGCGGAUGUGAUCUGAAUGCUCCGAGAAGACUUGGUCCGGACGGCGCGGGAGGGGACGAAGCGAGAGACGAGUGUACGCCGUUGCAUUUGUGCUGUCAAUGGGGACUGGAACAAGUGGUGCAAACGCUCAUCGAACACGGCGCCGACGUGAACGCCCGCGACGCGGAGGGGAAGACUCCGGUGCACGUGGCAAUACAGAAUCAGCAUUCGCAGAUCAUAUCUUUGCUGUUGUGCCACCCGAAUAUAGAUCUAAAUAAGCGGGACAAGAAGGGCUUGACGCCGUUCGCGACCGCCUUGACAGUCCGUAAUAACAAAGCCGCGCAGGCAAUUUUGGAGAGAUUGCCCAAGGCUGCCGAGCAGUACGAUAAUAAAGGCAGGAACUUCUUGCACACCGCCAUACAAAAGGGCGACAUGGAGAGCAUCCUGUUUCUUCUGUCGAUACAAGUAGACGUAAAUUCGAGAAUACACGAUGUCACGCAGACGCCACCUCUGCACCUCGCCGCAGUGUCCGGAAAUGAGUUACUAGUGCGAAGUUUAAUUCUGGCGGGUGCUCGUGUCAACGAUACGGAUGCGAACAGGAAUACCGCGCUGCACGUGGCAGCCAAAGCGGGCCAUUCGGCUGUUGUCUGCGCAUUAUUGCAAAACAAUAUCAACUUCGACGCGGUGAACGCGGACGGCGACAACGCCUUGCAUGUGGCGGUAAGAGAGGGCCAUGUGUCAGUAGUUCGGACGUUAUUGACCGAGAGCGAGCUAGACGCGGAAGCUGUGAAUCUGAAAGGACGCAAUCCACUGCAUGAGUUGGCCAGAUGUGGCAGGGACAACGCUGCGACAAUCUGCGACCUAUUUUUAGAAUGCAUGGCAAAGUAUCCGGUUAAUAACGCAGACUUGGACGGAAACACGCCAUUGCUGAUCGCGUAUAUGAAAGGCAAUGGCAAUCUUUGCAGAACAUUAGUGCGGGCGGGCGCGUGCCUAGGUUCGAUGAAUAAAGACGGGAUUACUAUUUUUAAUUACCAAGUAGCAACAAAGCAGCUACUGUACAGACUCUUAGAUUCUCUAACACAGGAAGCGCCGUGGUCCGACAAGGAUUGUUGCUUGGAAUGUGGAACAAAGUUCUCUCUUACAAUGCGCAAACAUCAUUGUCGACACUGUGGGCGAAUUUUGUGCAGCAAGUGCUCUGGUCAGGAUGUACCAAUCAUAAAAUUUAAUUUGAACAAGCCAGUACGCGUGUGCGACGUGUGCUUCGACGUGUUGCAGGGUGCUGAGAACUUUACAAAAGAAAAUUUUCGCAAUUAAAAUUAAAAGUUUCUACGAAAACCGUUGGGGAGAUGGAUCAUUCCAGUGUUUUUUAUAUGAGAAGAAAAUGCAAUUUGCUGAAAUCGAAAGUCUGUGUAUAAUUCUAUGUCAUUGAUAUUUUAUGUAUUCUAUUGUAUACAUCAUUGUUCAUGUUAAGAUUUGUUAACAUUAGGAUUGAAAUACAAAUGAAGAUAUUA
Messenger RNA from Odontomachus brunneus, 3962 nucleotides. Its product is annotated as rabankyrin-5. Gene Ontology annotation, molecular function: metal ion binding; protein binding. The record is from RefSeq and is a predicted model, not a curated record. Lineage: Eukaryota; Metazoa; Arthropoda; Insecta; Hymenoptera; Formicidae. The coding region runs from base 370 to 3765 and encodes 1131 amino acids. The transcript is spliced from 13 exons.